Molecule: messenger RNA, 3775 nt
Organism: Toxotes jaculatrix (banded archerfish)
Lineage: Eukaryota; Metazoa; Chordata; Actinopteri; Toxotidae
Gene: hap1
Product: huntingtin associated protein 1
Exons: 14
Coding region: 24-2366 (780 amino acids)
Biological process (GO): neurotrophin TRK receptor signaling pathway; neurogenesis; anterograde axonal transport of mitochondrion
Cellular component (GO): dendrite
Molecular function (GO): signaling receptor binding
Source: RefSeq, a predicted model, not a curated record
CAGAAGAACGAGGGAUUUAACCGAUGGACGGAGACACGGAGGGCACUUUUUCUCCGGUCACCAUGGAGGUGUGGAGCUCCUCGGCAUCUGAGGAGGAAGAAGAAGCAGAGAAGAGCACUUCCAGUCUUGUGGAUGAGCUGGUGGAAGAGGAGGAGAAAUGCCACAACAGCAAUAGCAAUAACAAUAAUAACAACAACAACGACAGCCUUUGCAAGGAGGUAACACAAGUGCUGUGCUCAGACAGAGUGGGCCAGGUCACCAAGACGUAUCAUGACAUUAAGGCAGUCACCCACCUGCUGGAGGAGAAAGAGCGGGAUCUGGAGUUAGCAGCACGGAUCGGUCAGUCCCUCCUGAAGCAAAACCAGGAACUAACAGCACGCAAUGAAAUGCUGGAUGAACAGCUUGAAAUUGCAAAAGAGGAGAUCGCUCAACUUCGUCACGAGCUCUCGAUGCGAGACGACCUCCUUCAGUUCUACGCGAGCACUGAAGAGAUUGAAAACUCGGAAUCGCUGUCACCGAUAAAAAGAAAUGAAUCAUGCAGUUCUCUCAGCAACUUCGUCCACUAUGACUUCCUGCAGCAGAAACUGAAGGGUUUAGAGGAGGAGAACCGCAAACUGAGAUUAGAGGCUAAUGAGCUCACAUCAGAGACGACCAGCUACGAGGAGCAAGAACAAGAGCUGAUGAUGGUGUGUGUGGAAGAGCUCUCAUCUGUCAAUAAGCAGGUGGUCGACCUAUCAGAGGAGCUAGCACGGAAAGCAGAGGACUCCGUCCGACAGCAGGAGGAGAUCAGCUCACUGCUCGCUCAGAUCGUGGACCUGCAAGCCCGCUGCAAAGGGCUCACCCAUGAGAAUGAGGAGCUCAACCAACACCUGAGUGCCUUCCGUGAGAGCCAUAUAAAACUUAAAUCAGAGCUCAAGGACCUGCAGGACAAGUACUCAGAAUGUGAGGACAUGCUCUGCGAGGCCCGGGAGGACAUUAAAAACCUUCGGAACAAGAGCCUGCCCAACAGCACAGUGCAGCGGUACACUGCGCUGGCCUCCGUCCUUCCCAUGGACUCUCUGGCAGCCGAGAUAGAAGGAACCUUCCGCAAAGGCCUGGACACCCCCGCUCCAUCAGAAUACAAGAACCACCCGUGGCGUGUGUUUGAAACAGUGAAGGUGGUGAACAAAGCCGUGAGGCUGCGGUCUCGGUGCCACUCCCCGGGGCUCCCGGGCUCCAGCCCAGUGUCCACUCGCUCCAGUUGUACCAGUACCCCCCGGACUAGCUACUAUGGCUCUGAUAAUGCCAGCCUUACCCUGGAGGACAAGCCCAGCUCCAAUCAUUCUCAGAAAGAAGACAACAGUGUUAGCGGGCCUAAGCGCCUGGGUCAGCCAGGCACACCAGGAGGCCAGGAUCUCGAAGCUGCUUUGCGCAGCCUGUCAGCCCGCCAACAGAGCCACUCGUCUGAGCGGCCUUUCUUUGACGUGGAGCGCGAGCGUAAACUCCGUGCCUUGGCAGCAAACUGUGAGGAGGGCGAGAGCUCCAGUGGCUUCCUGACACCAAACGACAGCCUGGCCUCGAGUCCGGCAGCAUCGACGGGCACCAACUACUCCAACGGCAGCUCACGGCACUCCUGUGGCUCCUCAGGAGGAUCCAGGUCCUACCUGCCCGACCGCCUGCAGAUCGUCAAACCUCUGGAAGGCUCAGUGACUCUGCAUCAGUGGCAGCAGCUGGCCAAACCAAACCUGGGGGGCAUCCUGCAUCCACGCCCAGGCGUCCUGACUAAAGACUUCAAGGAACUCGAGGUCGACAUACAGCACGUCUACAGCCUGAACGACCUGGAGGAGGAUGAACCUGACCUAUCGCAAGUCUCUGGAGUGCAUGGCAUGGUCUCUCCAUCUGGUCCCAACCUCCCUCAGACCUCUCCCACACAUACCAUUACCACCUGCCAAGUCCUCCAACCCUCCCUUCUCAUCCCCUCCUUCUCUACUAGCCUUCGCUCUUUCGGCCUGCCAUCUUGUCGGAACUGUGAGCACGUGAGCACUUCAUCUCCACCCCACCAGCAGCACUUUGGCCCAGGAGGCCGGACCACCACCACCUCAACUACCGCAAACAUAACCACUUCAUCACUGGGGCUCCUGCAGCUGCUGCAAGAGCACGGCAUCUCUGCCUCUCCUUAUCCCCACCACAACCUGCACUACAGCCAUACCACAAAACCAUCGCUCUCCACAGCGAAAGACAAAGGUGGAGGCUCAUCAUUGGACAAGGAAGGAAGAAGGAACAUUUUCAGCUUGAACUUGGUGGGUAAGCUUCAGAGUCUCGGGUUGCACCGAGUGGCCGCCUGGGGAAUGAAGGGCAGCAGUGACAAGGAGAGAGAGAAGCAGUGAGGCAUCCUCUGAAAGUCCGAUCCACCACUUCCUCCUCUCUCCUUCACAGUAGUGACUUUGUGUCGAGCCAUGCGUGUUCCCACUGUGCAGUUCAGGGCCCACAGCACUGGUGUCUUGAAAACAAAAGCCACAGAAUGCGCAGGAGCCAUACUUUGGGUUGUCGUGAGUGUAUAGUUUAUUUUCUUUGAACUCAUGUACAGUAGAUAAACCGUUGUGUGUGUGUGUGUGUGUGUGUGUGUGUGUGUGUGUGUGUGUGUGUGUGUGUGUGUGUGUGUGUGUGUGUGUGUGUGUGUGCGUGUGUGUGUGUGUGUAACACCUUCAUCUCAGGACAAUCACCUGAUCACCGGUCUCUCUGACAUCGCUUUUUACACAAAAAAAGACACAUCAUGAAGAAAAAAAACUUUUUAUACUGUGUUCUUUGAAUGUCAUUUUACAGUUCUCCCUGCCACUUGUUUUAAAAAAAAAAAACCUCAUCACCUGUCUUUUUUUUUUUAAGUUUCCAAAGUGAAAAAUUUAGUUACGUAUAAAUAAUAAACGUUGUCGUUUGGGAGAGUUAAAAAAAAGACUGUGCAGUUAUUAGUUAAAAACACAAACCAAGCCAAUGCUGUCACACUGAAGAUCUUUUCAAAUGCACUAAAAUACACUCUGGUCUUCCUGCUUGUUAGCUGCUACAUUGAGAAAAGCAUGUUGUAAAUAAGAUUGUCAAAUAUACUGGAAGUAAACACUGCGAUGAAAUUCUCCAAACUGGGACAGAUGAUACACUGACUGAACCGUAUGAUGCUGAUCGUGUUGACAUCCUGCAGUUAAUCACCUUGCUUUCACAUAGUAUAUGUUGUUAUGGCUGCUUACAGUUCGGCAUCACCUCUGUGGACUUACUAUCCUGAGCCAAACCUCACCAAAAACAAGAAGAAAAAAAAACAAAACACAAAUCAGGUUUGCCAUGCUGCAUCAAAGACAGUGAAUGGGAUUUUUAGAAGCAAUACGUGCAUUUACUGUUUGCAUUGACUGAAAAUCUUGCUUGUACAAAUCUGCUGUAUUUCACGUCAUCAGGAAUUUUGAAACUGCUGGGAUGUAAAUGAAAUCAAAAUCAUGUUUGGGCAUUCAAAGUGAAUUCUCCGUUGUGUUAAAGGGGAAUCCUUAGCUAAAGAAAUCCAAGUAGAAGAGAGGUGUUAAUUAUUGAAACAGCAUGUUUCUUCAAUCAGCAGUAGCAAAGAGGCAUAGGAUACUGUGGAUUAAAAAAGGGAAGAAAUCAUAAACACAGGUUUUCAUAAUUUGUGUUCUGACUUUAAUCAACCAAACCGUUUGUCUGCACUACUGUCGUAGUCUCUGUUAGAGUCACAGCUGUAUAUGUCAGUGUGUGUAUAAAUUGUACCACCUGUGAAUAAAACUUUGCAUUUUCGUCGAAUACA